ACUGCUUUUCCACGUCAGUGUGUUUACCAGCCGUAUGACAGGACCGGAAGUGGCUCAUUUACUCAUUUAUAUUACCCUUUUCUGCUAAUCGAAUGAAAAGGGCAGUAUCUGGAGAUCAUAGGCGAUCACCCAGUGGAAUGCCCGAGGUUUCCAGGUGGUCUGUUGUGUCGCAGGGAGCUGAACUUUGGUCUGGCUAGCCUGCUAGCUGUCUGAGCUAGUUAGCUCCUCCAGGAUCGGUCUGCUACAGAGAAGCAGCACAAAGACAGGCAGCAUGGUAGACAGGAGAAUCUACAUUGUCCAAGGGGAAAUUUCCACUGUUGUUGGAGCUAUAAAGAGGAACUCUAGAUGGAAUACUCAUACUUCACUGGACGAAGAACAGGACCCCUUACUCAACAGCUUUGGCCAUCUCAAGGAAAUACUCAACAGCAUAAAAGAGCUCUCGGAUGUUGAACCCAAUGUCUUCCUGAGGCCCUUCCUGGAAGUUGUCCGCUCCGAGGACACGACCGGACCAAUCACGGGCCUCGCUCUCACCUCCGUCAACAAGUUCCUUUCCUACGGCCUUGUGGAUGCCGACCAUGAGGCAGCAGCCGAGGCCAUCGAGAACAUGGCCGACGCCGUCACGCAUGCCCGGUUCGUGGGGACGGACCCGGCCAGCGACGAGGUCGUGCUCAUGAAGAUCCUGCAGGUCCUGAGGACUCUGCUGCUGACGCCCGUCGGAGCUCAUCUCACCAACGAGUCCGUGUGUGAAAUCAUGCAGUCCUGCUUCAGAAUCUGCUUCGAGAUGCGUCUCAGCGAGCUGCUGAGGAAGUCUGCUGAACACACCCUGGUGGACAUGGUGCAGCUGCUCUUCUCCAGACUGCCCCAGUUCAAAGAAGAGGCCAAGAGCUUUGUGGGAGCCAACAUGAAGAAGCUGAAGAUGCGUGCCGGGGGAAUGACGGAAUCAUCCAAAUGGAAGAAGCAGAAACGCUCCCCAAGACCACCUCGCCACGGGGGCCAGACCGAACCAAACCAUUCCAGCACGCUCAGCAACAACCUGUCAAGUGGAGUUCCGUUCGUGGAGCCGGGCGUGUCCAGCUCCAGCCUCCCGGCCUCAGACAGCGCCGGCUCGCUCACGUGCAGCCCCACGGACAGCGGCGUGGACGCCUGCUCCAAAGCCACGUCCAGGGAGGACCUGUCGGACCUGGAGACGUACAGCUCUGCCAGCUCCCCGUGUGCAGCAGCUCUGCUCCCCGGGGCCGAGGCCGGGCCAACCGAUGCUCAGUCUGAGUUCCGGCCGGUUGGACCAGCCCCGUCGGCCUCGGUGGAGUCCAUUCCUGAAGUCCUGGAGGACAAAGACUCGGUGGCUGAGCCGUCGGAGAGCAGCUCCGUCCACGACAUGGACUACGUCAACCCCCGCGGCGUCCGCUUCACACAGUCCACGCAAAGAGACGGAGUGUCCCUCAUUCCGUACGGGCUGCCGUGUCUGAGGGAACUGUUCCGCUUCCUGAUCUCGUUGUCGAACCCUCACGACCGCCACAACACGGACGCCAUGAUGCACAUGGGUCUGCAGCUGCUCUCUGUAGCACUGGAGUCGGCCAACAUCGCCAGCUACCAGUCCUUGCUGGUGCUGGUGAAGGAGGAGCUCUGCAGACACCUGUUCCAGCUGCUGAGUUUGGAGCGUAUGAACCUUUACGCUUCGUCCAUUCGAGUUUGCUUCCUACUUUUUGAAAGCAUGCGAGAACAUCUAAAGUUUCAGCUGGAGAUGUACCUGAAGAAGAUGAUGGACAUCGUGACGUCUGAGAACAUGAAGAUGCCGUAUGAGAUGAAGGAGAUGGCCCUGGAGGCGCUUGUGCAGCUGUGGAGGAUCCCCAGCUUCGUCACAGAGCUCUACAUCAACUACGACUGCGACUUUUACUGCUCCAACCUCUUUGAAGACGUCACCAAGCUGCUGUCCAAGAAUGCGUUCCCGGUGUCGGGGCAGCUGUACACCACCCACCUGCUGUCCCUGGAGGCCCUGGUGACGGUGGUGGACGGCAUCGAGGGCCACUGCCAGACCAAGCUCAGUACCACGGCCCAGCAGGACCAGUCAGACACGCUGGUGGAGGGGGGGGACUCCAGCACCAACGAGGCUGAGGCCACCUCUGAUCUGAACAGAGUCAGCAACACCUCCAGUCUGAGUCCUCCCCCCCCUGAGAACCUGCUGGUGUGUGCCCCGACCAGUGGACAUCUGAUGGCUGAGAGGAUGCUCCUGGGUCGGCAGGACCAAGGAGACAACGAUGCUGAAAAGAGAGCUCAGAAGAAACCUCUCCGCUUCUUGUCGUGUUUACCUGAUUCGCAGGAGCUGAUGGAGAUUAGAACAAAAAAAAAGUUACUGAUCACAGGCACAGAGCUGUUCAACCAGAAGCCCAAGAAGGGGAUCCAGUUCCUGCAGGAGAAAGGCCUGCUCAGCGAGCCCCUGGACAACAACCAGGUGGCCCAGUGGCUCCGAGAAAACCCCCGACUGGACAAGAAAAUGAUUGGCGAAUACGUCAGCGACCGCAAGAACAUGGAGCUCCUGGACAGCUUUGUGAAUACGUUCACCUUCCAGGGCCUGCGUAUCGACGAGGCCCUGCGGCUCUACCUGGAGGCCUUCAGACUCCCAGGAGAGGCUCCGGUCAUCCAGAGGCUGCUGGAAACCUUCACUGAUAACUGGCAUAAAGUGAACGGCUCCCCCUUCAUGACCAACGACGCCGGCUUCGCUCUGGCCUACGCCGUCAUCAUGCUCAACACCGACCAGCACAACCACAACGUCCGCAAGCAGAACAUCCCCAUGACGGUGGAGCAAUUCAAGAAAAACCUGAAAGGUGUGAAUGGCAACAAAGACUUUGACCAGGACAUGUGUGAGGACAUCUACAACGCCAUCAAGAAUGAGGAGAUCGUGAUGCCUGACGAGCAGACGGGUCUGGUGAAGGAGAACUACGUGUGGAGCGUGCUGCUGCACCGCGGGGCCACCACGGAGGGCGUGUUCCUGCACGUGCCCCCGGCCAGCUACGACCACGACCUGUUCACCAUGACCUGGGGGCCCACCGUGGCCGCCCUCUCCUACGUGUUUGACCGGAGCCUGGAGGACAACAUCAUCCAGAAGAGCAUCGCCGGCUUCAGGAAAUGUGCCAUGAUAGCAGCUCAUUACGGCUUCAGUGACGUGUUUGACAACUUGAUCAUCUCCCUCUGCAAGUUCACCACCCUGAGCAGCGAGGCCGUGGAAAACCUCCCGACGGUGUUUGGCAGCAACAAUAAGGCCCAAACGGCAGCCAAGACCGUGUUUGACCUGGCCCAUCGGCACGGCAACAUCCUGAGGGAGGGCUGGAAGAACAUCAUGGAGUCCACGCUGCAGCUGUUCCGCGCAGAGCUGCUGCCUAAAGCCAUGGUUGAGGUGGAAGACUUUGUGGAACCAAAUGGAAAAAUCUCUCUUCAGAGAGAAGAGACGCCUUCAAAUCGCGGCGAGUCUGCAGUGUUCAGUAUUGUAAACUGGCUGAGUGGAGCCGAGCAGUCGGGACUCAGAGGACCGUCAACGGAGAACCAGGAGGCCAAGCAGGCCGCCAUCCUCUGCAUAAAGCACUGUGACCCGGAGAAGUUGAUCACGGAGAGUAAAUUCCUGCAGCUGGAGUCUCUGCAGGAGCUCAUGAAGGCGCUGAUAUCAGUGACGCCGGACGAGGAGACGUAUGACGAAGAGGACGCUUCGUUCUGCUUGGAGAUGCUGCUGCGCAUCGUUCUGGAGAACCGGGACCGCGUGUCCUGCGUCUGGCAGACGGUGCGAGACCAUCUCUGCCACUUGUGUGUCCACGCCACGGAAAGCUGCUUCCUGGUGGAGAGAGCCGUGGUGGGACUGCUCCGCCUGGCCAUCCGCCUGCUACGCAGGGAAGACAUCAGCUCUCAGGUUCUGCUGUCUCUGCGUCUCCUGCUGAUGAUGAAACCUCCCGUCCUGUCCCGGGUCAGCAGGGAAGUGGCCUACGGCCUGCACGAGCUGCUAAAGACCAACGCCGCCAACAUCCACUGUACCAACGACUGGUACACCCUGUUCUCCCUGCUGGAGUGUGUGGGAGCGGGAAUCAAACCUCCGGCUUCCUUCCAGCUCAGCUCCACCACUGCUGACAACGACUCAGGGGCUCAGUCGGACAGCGAGCUGUCGUCUCACCACCCCAGCGAGGCGGGUCUGGACCGAGGCUACACGUCCGACUCUGAGGUUUAUAACGAACACAGCAAGACCCGGAUCCCUCGCUCCAUGACGGACGUGGACGUGGCCAGCAGCGGCUGGCUCAUGGUUGGGAAGGACGACCUGGAGAGCAGCAGGACGUCUCCAGUCAGCUCCAGAGCUCAGCUCAACCACCCGCUGGUCAACCAGUACAGCCUGACGCUGGGCCAGGACCUGGGCCAGCACGACACCAAGUCCCUGCUCAAGUGUGUGGAGACGCUGUCCUUCAUCGUCCGGGACGCCGCGCACGUCACCCCGGACAACUUUGAGCUGUGUGUCCGAGCCAUACGAGUAUUUGUGGAGGCCAGUCUCAACGGAGGUUACCGGAACCACGACAAGAAGAAGAGCCACAAGUACGACUCGUCCAAGUCCCGCCUGAGGAAGAAGGCGGGGGGGAGGGACAGGGACGGCGGGGCCAGCAGGCGGGGCGGCGGCCGGGCUUCCAGCCAGCGUCCAUCCCGCUCCCACAGCGAGGACGAGGAGGACGAGGGCGUCCCGGCCAGCUACCACACGGUGUCUUUACAGGUUAGUCAGGACCUGCUGGACCUGAUGCACACCCUGCACACCCGGGCCGCCAGCAUCUACAGCUCCUGGGCCGAGGAGCAGCGCCACCUAGAGGCGUCAGGCCGGAGGAUCGAGGCGGACUCCCAGACCCUGUGGGGCAGCUGCUGGUGCCCCCUGCUGCAGGGCAUCGCCUGGCUGUGCUGUGACGCCCGGCGCCAGGUCCGCAUGCAGGCCCUCACCUACCUGCAGAGGGCGCUGCUGGUCCACGACCUGCAGACGCUGGACGCCACGGAGUGGGAGUCCUGCUUCAAUAAGGUGCUGUUCCCCCUGCUGACCAAGCUGCUGGACAGCAUCAGCCCGGCAGAUGUGGGCGGGAUGGAGGAGACCAGGAUGAGAGCCUGCACGCUGCUGUCCAAGGUCUUCCUCCAGCACCUGUCCCCCCUGCUGUCCCUGCCCACCUUCGCCGCCCUCUGGCUCACCAUCCUGGACUUCAUGGACAAGUACAUGCAUGCAGGGUCCAGUGACCUGCUGCUGGAGGCCAUCCCCGAGUCUCUGAAGAACAUGCUGCUGGUCAUGGACACGGCCGGGAUCUUCCACAGCGCCGACUCCAGGACGGGAUACUCGGACCUGUGGGAAAUCACCUGGGAGCGCAUCGUCUGCUUCCUGCCCCACCUGAGGGAGGAGCUGUUCAAGCAGACCGUCAUGCCAGACCCAGUUCCCAGUCCCCCUGCAGAGCUGCAGCCUCCACCCGCAGCUCUCCGGCCUCCGUCCCCGCAGGCGUCUCCACCCCCCCAGCAGAGCUCCCCACCGCCGGGCCCGGUCCCGGCACCGGUACCCCCCCCAGAGACCUGCACCACCCCAGAAACACCGCCGGAGCCUCAGGCAGCCAGCACCAACGGGCCCGAGCGCUCGUCCCCGGUCCCCGUCUCCGGUCCUCCCAUGCCGGCACCGUUCCCCCCGUCCCCCCAGGGCUCCUCGCCGCUGGCCCAGUCCCCGCUGGCCCAGUCCCCGCUGGCCCAGUCCCCGCUGGCCCAGUCCCCGCUGGGCCAGUCCCCGCUGGGCCAGUCCCCGCUGGCCCAGUCCCCGCUGGGCCAGUCCCCGCUGGGCCAGUCCCCGCUGAUCCUGCAGCCGCUGGCCUCCCACCUGCAGGUGGGCGUCCCGCCCAUGUCCCUGCCCAUCAUCCUCAACCCCGCCCUGAUCGAGGCCACGUCCCCGGUGCCGCUGCUGCCCGGACCCAAGCCCGCGGGGCCGGACCCGGUCCAGUAGGAGCCAGCAGGAACCGGCUGGAACCGGCUGGAACCAGCAGGAACCAGCUGCUCCUCAGCUGCUCUCAGACUCAAACACCACGCUGGAGAAAAAUCACAACCUUUUGUAGUUUGUUCAGUUUUAAAGGAGGAACCCUCGUAAAUACGUGACUCUGUUCUCAAUCACAGGCUGUUUUCUUUGUGCCAUUCUGAUCUAAUAAUAACGUGGACGGAGGACUGGAGGGAGACGGGCGGUGUCUCAGUCCCACCUUCACCUGGUCGUCACGCAGGGGGGACGUCACCGCCUCUCAGACAAGAUGAACUAUUUUAAACUGACACCAUGAAAGCAGCAGGAGCAGCGUUUGUCCACGUCAGGUUUAUUCUGAGACAAGAAGACGGACUCUCAUCAUGUCCCCUGAUGAAGACACAUCACCGGGACUCAGUGUUUCUGUCCAGCUCAUGUCUUUCUUCAGGAUGGAUCCACAUCUGGGCAGCUGUGUGUGUGUGUGCGUGUGCGUACGUGUGUGUGUGUGUGUGUGUGUGUGUGUACGGUACAAACUGGAUCAGUGUGGAACAGAACUGGUCCAGAACGUGAAAGUGCGUGCUGCCUCCAGUGGUCGGGAGGAGCAGCUGUUGACGGAGAGACGGCUGUAUCUCACCACCCCCGCCGUGCUGCUGAAAACAUCCAGCCGAGGCCCGGCGUCCUCCGCCCGCUGACGGAGCAGGGACCGGUCUGGUCUGCCGCCUCUGGCCAGAACCUCUGUCCACAAAACGCUGCCGUUUCAGCUCCCGCUUUUCUUUCCCUGGUAAGAAGCUGAGAAACCUGCACAGAGCCGUUCCCCCCUGGAGGGAUAUUUCUGGAUCACUGCAGACAACAAAGAAGCGUCCGGCAUCAUAACACCAAUGUUUUUAGUUCAGUUCAACAACACUGUCUUCAUUUAAACCCCUAAUUUCAUUAUUUGCAAUCGUGGAAUUUUUUUCUUUCCUCCCAAAUUUGCACAUUUUAUAUUAUACAUUCUCAUAAAUGAAUGACCUUAUGUCACAGUUUUGGAGAUUUUUCUUGCAAAUUUCUGAGUUUAUAAAGGAAGAAAUGAAAGUAUGUGUGACUUAAAGCAACAUCUGUAAGGAUAUGCGUCUCAGACCGACGUGAAGGUUUGACCUCGGUCCAGAGACGAGGAUCCGGAGGCUGCAGCCUCCCGGAUCAGCGCUAAAGCUGAACAUUAAAGGAGAAUAUAAGAAACACAUACACAUGUGUCUGUGGUUGAGGGUUAGCAGGUCUUCAUUAACUGACACCGCCCUGUUCUGUUUGGAGGGACCGAGUGUGAAAACCGUGAACAUGUACGUGAACUCAACAUUUCCCAGCGAAAGUCAUGAAACCACUUGUUUUUUUUAAUCCUGUUUGCACUCGUUAGCCAGAGUGUGAGGUGGCGGGCAGGGACAGCAGUCAGUUUCUUUUUCCACUUCAUUCACAGCUGUCAAAUCGGCCAAAGGAAGCAGAGAUGUCCAGUCAAAGUGAGUCAACGUGAAAGCUUCCAGCCUUUAGCUCUGGGUUUCCCAGGAUGCACCUGGUGGUGUCUGUGUUUCAUUGUGGCCUCCAGAUGUGUACCGACGUGUACGAUGACCUGUAAUCUUAAUUUAACGCCAAACCUGGAGGUGAACGGAAAGCUCCAGCGGUGUCCAGAGCGGCAGGGACAGACUUAGUGAUAUUUAAUGUUAUUUAUUGAACUGGAAACGAGUCGUCUGUCUGUCUGUCUGUCGGCAACACGACGGCCUUAGAGUCUCCAACAUCUGAGCUGUUGUUGUUCUGGACUCCAACGUUCUUCAGAAACUGAUUUGUGCUUGAACAGUCAAUUACAUGAAUAUAAUUUGUGUAAAUAUAUAUAUAUAUGUGUGUAUAUAUGUAUAUCUAUCUAUAUAUAUAUAUAUAUAUAUAUA
This is a messenger RNA of Cololabis saira (Pacific saury), 7893 nucleotides long. RefSeq names its product golgi brefeldin A resistant guanine nucleotide exchange factor 1 (gene gbf1). The transcript is spliced from 40 exons. Gene Ontology annotation, biological process: regulation of ARF protein signal transduction. Bases 272 to 5980 code for a protein of 1902 amino acids. NCBI's taxonomy places the organism in Eukaryota, Metazoa, Chordata, Actinopteri, Beloniformes, Belonidae. Gene Ontology annotation, molecular function: guanyl-nucleotide exchange factor activity. The record is from RefSeq and is a predicted model, not a curated record.